Molecule: messenger RNA, 1044 nt
Organism: Caenorhabditis briggsae
Lineage: Eukaryota; Metazoa; Nematoda; Chromadorea; Rhabditida; Rhabditidae
Exons: 6
Coding region: 1-1044 (347 amino acids)
Biological process (GO): anatomical structure development; cell differentiation; regulation of transcription by RNA polymerase II
Molecular function (GO): nuclear receptor activity; zinc ion binding; RNA polymerase II cis-regulatory region sequence-specific DNA binding
Source: RefSeq, a predicted model, not a curated record
AUGAUUGUUUUGAUUCUUCCAAAAGAAUUGCGAUGCCAAUCUUGUCGUUUCAAAAAGUGCAUCGAGGUUGGAAUGAAUUCAAAGGCCCUGGAAUUAAAUGAAACGGAGAAAGAAGCGCUGAACUUCAAGAAGCUCGCUGAGCUUGAAAAAGAAAAAAUCCCAACAAUACAAACCAUAAUCUCUAAAGAGAAUUUAAGCAAGAAUAUCAUCGACAUGUUAUGUUACCUGGAAUUGAAAAUAGAUCAAUUCAAGAACUCUGCCUACAACCCAUCGAUUAUAGACUGGAUGAAAACAACCGAAGAACUUGUCACCAGAGAAAACAAAUUAAGUUUAGCCGAUCAUCUUGGGCCAAUGAGCGGAUGGCCUAUCAAUAGGAAAAUGGAACUUCCGAAGGUAUCGAGAAUGCGAGAUGUUCCCGACAUAGACAUGAAGUACAGUGGAUCGACUGCUCGGCCAGUACCAUCCCCAGCCAAUCAAAAAAUGUGGAUGUUCUUCAAUAUGAUGACAUUUAUUGAAUACGCUAAGACGUUCAAGUUUUUCCAAAAACUGGACUUGAACGAUCAAUUAGUUCUGAUUGGACAAAACACGCUUCUUUGUAUGAAUCUUCAUAAUUCGUACUAUGCGGUGUCAAGAAAAAUGGAAAAGUGUGUGCAUCCGGAUGGGACGGAGCAACCGCAAAGAGACGAGUACCAUUACCCGGUUGUUUCAAUGGCACUUGCUCCUUUGAUUCGAUGUGAUAUUCAACUGAUUGAAUACAUCUUACUCAAAGCAAUUAGCCUAUGCAAUCCUACUGUACAUGGAUUAUCGGAACAUGGACAAACUAUUAUCGCAAAAGAGCGCCAGCAGUUUUCGGAUGUCCUUUUAGAUCAUUGUCUAAGAAAUCGAUCAUAUGGACCGAGUAGAUUCGUGGAACUUCUUGAAAUCAUUUCAGUUUUAGUUCGCCAACAAAGACUGCAAAAGGAUAUUCAUAUUUAUCAUAUUUCGCCAAUUAUCUCUAAAUUUCCAUUUUCUGUCCAGUUUUUGGAUGAGAUUAUGUAUUCGUAG